AGUUGUUAGUUAGAGCAAAACCCGACGGAGUAUUUUGUUAAGCCAAGCCAAGCAUUGUGUUCAUAAAUCACAGCAAACAAACCCACUUCUCGCCACCGUAACACUCACUUCCUCCGUUAGGGUUUCUUCCCUCAUCACGCAUGGACACCGAUGAAGAUACCUCCGCUCUCAAUGUCGACGAAAUCUACGCCAAUGGCGCCGACAACGACAACAGCACACACCGUCAGAUCAUAAGCGCUGACCAACUCGACAUCGAGGCAUACAUUAACCUCUACUCCGGUCGCACUAGGAUCUCCCGACUCCUCUUCAUUGCCUCUAACUGCGGCGACAACUUGACGAUGCAGUUGGAGGCGCUUCGUAUGGCUUUCGACGAAAUCAAGAAGGGAGAGGACACGAUCCUCAUGAGGGAAGUUGUUAAGAAGAUUAAUGGCCGUUUGGGAUCCAAUUAUACCUUAGACGAGGCUUGGUGUGAUGCCAUUGUGAAAAAAGCAGACCUCAAGAAGGAGAAGCUCGAUGCUGAGCUUACUUCCUAUAGGACGAACUUGAUUAAAGAGAGUAUAAGAAUGGGGUACAGUGAUUUUGGAGAUUUUUACUAUGCUCAUGGUCAAUUGGGGGAUGCUUUUAAGAAUUACGUUCGGACCCGAGAUUAUUGCACUACAUCGAAGCACAUUGUUUAUAUGUGUAUGAGUGCGAUUUUGGUUAGCAUUGAGAUGGGUCAGUUUCCCCAUAUUAGCAGCUAUGUUAGCAAGGCAGAACAGUCGGUGGAAUCCCUUGACACGAUAGCAACUGCAAAGCUACGUUGUGCUGCGGGGUUGUCAAAUCUGUUUGCCAAAAAGUACAAGCUUGCUGCUCGAAAGUUUAUUGAGACUAGCCCUGAACUAGGGAGUCACUACAAUGAAGUGAUUUCAUCUCAAGAUGUUGCAAUGUAUGGAGGACUUUGUGCACUUGCUACGUUUGAUCGGGCAGAGUUAAAGAGCAAAGUUAUAGACAAUACCGUCUUCAGGAAUUUCUUGGAGUUAGUGCCUGAAGUAAGGGAACUUAUAAAUGAUUUUUACUCAAGCCGUUAUGCAUUGUGUCUGGAGUACUUAGGGAACCUAAAAUCAAACUUGUUGCUUGACAUACAUUUGCAUUCACAUGUCGAGGCACUUUAUGAUCAAAUCCGUCAGAAAGCCCUCAUCCAGUACACACUCCCAUUUGUGUCUGUUGAUCUGAACAUGAUGGCUAAUGCAUUCAAGACAACUGUUGCGGGACUUCAGAAAGAACUCGAGACUUUGAUUACUGAUAAUCAGAUACAGGCACGGAUUGAUUCACACAGCAAGGUCUUGUAUGCACGACAUGCAGAUCUAAGGAAUGCCACCUUUCAAAGGGUUCUAGAAACUGGAAGGGCAUUUGAUCGAGAUCUUCAGUCUAUGUUCCUGAGAUCCAGUAUCAUCAAGCACGAAAGCCUUCAUAGGUCAAGAAGUAGGAAACUGUGAUACUGAAUUUAUCAUAACUAGACCAAGGUUUUUUGUUUUGAUUCAUAGGCAUUGACAUAUAUCGAGAUUCUAUACUGAAGUUAGAAGAAUAUUGCUUCACCUAUUCCUUGAUUGUCAAGGCGGCAAACGUACAUUUGUGCAGAACAUCAACAACAUAUUAUGGCGUACUUCUAGCAUUUGGUGUUAGUUUUCAGCAGGUGUUCAGAAAGUUUACAACAUAUUGUUGGAUUUUUCUGGAUCUCUAUGUGAAAAAUGUGCGGAUCGGAUUUCAGAUUUUUUUUUAACCGAAUCAAAUUGCACAACUUUAGUACUUAUUUAUUUAUUUAUUUUAUUAUUAGUAUGAGAUACUAUAUUAGCAUAUUAUUGAUUGUUUUUAAUUUUUUAAUAAUGCUUGUUUAAUUUAAGAUUUAAAUGUAGUUUUGGUCCUCUA
Molecule: messenger RNA, 1905 nt
Organism: Trifolium pratense (red clover)
Lineage: Eukaryota; Viridiplantae; Streptophyta; Magnoliopsida; Fabales; Fabaceae
Product: COP9 signalosome complex subunit 1-like
Exons: 6
Coding region: 141-1475 (444 amino acids)
Cellular component (GO): COP9 signalosome
Source: RefSeq, a predicted model, not a curated record